This is a messenger RNA of Aspergillus nidulans FGSC A4, 723 nucleotides long. RefSeq lists its product as uncharacterized. The record is from RefSeq and is a predicted model, not a curated record. Bases 1 to 723 code for a protein of 240 amino acids. The transcript has 4 exons. Lineage: Eukaryota; Fungi; Ascomycota; Eurotiomycetes; Eurotiales; Aspergillaceae.
AUGGCAAAGAGCAAUGCUGUUGUCUGGCCUACGUGCAUUCCAGUUUCCGUUAACUCCGCCAUUAUCCUUACAGGCACGACCGGCUUCGUCGGAACCGAAGUCCUCCACCAAGCUCUCCAGCAUCCCUCCAUCACAUCGAUCGUCGUUCUAUCCCGCAAACAACUUCCUGACUCCGUUACUACGGACCCGAAAAUCACUGUCAAGAUUAUCGAUGACUUUCUUUCAUAUCCAGACUCGCUUCUCCAUGACCUCAUAGGUGCCGAAGCCUGUAUCUGGACCCUUGGACUUCCCUACCACUCCGAUAUAGCCUUUUAUCGCAGAGUUAAUGUAGAAUAUACGCUCGCUGCCGUAAGAGCGUUCACUGAGUCUCUCACGCCGAGCUUAGAGAAACCACUGAGGUUCAUCUACUGCAGCGGUGCAGCGGCCGUUCGAGACCAAGAAAAGCCCUUGUGGCUGAUGCCACAGACACGCAAGAUCAGGGGCCAAGUUGAGAAUGAGCUCCUUGAACACGCCGAAAAGAAUGCUGGCAAGGUUGAGGUUUAUGUUCUCCGUCCGGCGAUGAUUUUCUCAACGGGCUGGUCGUUGGGCUGGCUUCUCUCUGGUAUGACGCCGUCGAUUGCGGUGGAUACUCUGAGUAGGGUCAUGUUGGACCUUGCCGUUAACGGGGGAAGGGUGGGGAGGGUAGUGGAAAACAAGGAAAUGAAUGCAUGGGACAAGACGUAG